This is a messenger RNA of Pogona vitticeps (central bearded dragon), 1998 nucleotides long. The record is from RefSeq and is a predicted model, not a curated record. NCBI's taxonomy places the organism in Eukaryota, Metazoa, Chordata, Lepidosauria, Squamata, Agamidae.
GUGACAGAUGGGACACUCGGCACCUCUGAGCUCAAUGAUACAGAAACUCAGAACCAUCUGCUUGGAACUAGUGGGCUUAUUCUGCUGCUCUCGCCUCAAGUGAGAAGUGAGGAAGACAUUUAUUGGCUUUCAGCUUUGCGUCAACUGAAGCGUCUCCUUCAAGCAAAACAUUUUCAACCAAUAAUACCUUUGGUGGUCCUUGUGCCAAAUCAUGGAGAUGAGGCUGUGGAGAAGGACGUAGAAGAUGGUUUGAUGUUGCCAGAUUUGGUUUCAGCUAAUCUUAUUUCAAGCUAUAACAUUGUGGAAAUACCAGAUUCUGUGACUGACUUUCAGGGCACCAAAAAGCUAUAUGAAGCAGUGCAAUGGCUGGUUACUCAGUGUCCAGGCUCCAUCAAUCUUUGCUGCCAAACACUUACUCAGUAUGUUGAAGAUGGCCUUGACUUUCUGUUCAAUCAGCCGUUCCACCAAGACAAGAGGGAGAGAUGUGUAAAUGCCUUGUUCUCACAAGAUCCUGGUGCCAUAAUAGAGUUCUACAACAGUGCGGUGCAGUUUCUGGCUGAAGUUGCCUCUACAGAAGAAUUCUAUGACCUGUCCUGGCCUGUCAGUGAAUUUGCAGAGCCUGGGGGCAGCAAGCUGCUUCCUCAUCUCAAGUGGAACAUGCCCAACCACCUGGCUUGGUUGAAGAAAGCUGUGCUGUCCUUCCAGAUUCCACAUAUGGAUCUUCCGCCUUUGGGAGCUCCCUGGUUCCUUGUUUGUGCCAUGAUCUUCCAAUAUUUGUCCCAGACUGCCAGUUCUCUUCAGACGCGGGAGAUACUUCAGUCCCAUAUAGAAAAUUUGCUGAACAGAACUUACUUCAAGUGGAAGAGCAGAACAUGUGGCAACUCAAAAGAAGAUGGCCCUUCUGUAGAGGAGAUUCCUUGGGAUAGUAUCCUGGCACUCUGCAUUAACCAUAAGCUGAGAGACUGGAAACCACCUUGCCUGCCAGUAAUACCAGAAGCAGUGAACAAAGAUGGCCAGAUACAUGUAUAUUUCAUUCAGGAGCACUUGAAAAAAUUUACCUGUCCUUUCUUAUGGGAAGAAGCCAGAUUAAAAACUCAAAAAGCAGUCCAACAAAAUCAAGGAAGGUCCAAAACAAAGACUAACUCUUUUGGAAAGUUAUAUUCCUUUUCACUGUCUCCAAGUGAAUAUUGCACCUGCCAAGGAAAUAAAAGAAAUAAGGAAAUAAAUAGUUUUGCUGGUGAAGAUCUAACAAUGGCUGUUUCAGAAGUGGAUCUUCUCCCCAAGUGCCUGUCUGCCAAACUGCAGCUGGAAAAAAAAGAAAGCAAGAGAUUUGAAGAGCAGCUGCAACAUUUGUUAGCUGAAGAUUCCGAGAUACUUCAGGAUUAUCCAUCUCUUCCUCUUUACCUUCCUGAAACUCUGGUGUCUGGGCCUCAGAUUAUUUGCCCACUGACCAAAGCACCGGUGUCAAGAAGCCCAGAGGCUGGAAGCUGGACAGAACUGAAAGACACAGGAAUCUCUCCAUCUCACAAACUUACAUACUUAAAACAACUCAUUAGCGCUAACAGAGAAAAAGAAAUGGCUUGUGAACUCCGCUUGUCUGCAUUGCUAGAUGUGAUGGAUACAUGAGUAGGAUUGCCCCCAGUCUGUGGGGCAACAGGGCUAACAGUGGAUCUACAGCUGAGUAACAUUAAAGGAAGGAAAUCUGUAUCAAAAUACUGUAAGACAGACCUUUGUGAAUGACUUCUAUCUAAAAUACUACUUUGUGAUUUUAUAAUACUGUUACAAUGUGCAGAUGAAUCUAGUGUUCUGUGCUUUGAUCUGAUUUUUGCUACUUUCCUGUGUGAACUUUAUAAUUAGCUCACUUUGACCCAGCACUCACUUCAGAGUUUAGAGUUAAGUAGAGAUGUGUAGGCUUGUGUCUUUUUUCCACUGCAAAACCUGCAAUCCGUCAGUUAAUCUCAUAGUUAUGCUGCCUCAGAAAUUAUGGCUGUUGUAGUU